Molecule: messenger RNA, 601 nt
Organism: Oppia nitens
Lineage: Eukaryota; Metazoa; Arthropoda; Arachnida; Sarcoptiformes; Oppiidae
Product: PRA1 family protein 2-like
Exons: 2
Coding region: 16-591 (191 amino acids)
Cellular component (GO): membrane
Source: RefSeq, a predicted model, not a curated record
UGGUCAAUACCGCCGAUGCGGUCAUUGGACGACUUUAUGCUAUCAAAGGCCCGAUUUGAUAGUCCGCGACUCAGUGGCCGUAUUGUCUCAAACUUGCAUUACUAUCAAACCAACUAUUUUGCUAUAGUUGUCAUCAUAUUUGUAUUAUUUGGUUUAGCAAAUCCACAGAAAAUGCUAUUAUCAUUGGUUAUCAUUUCGGUGACCAUCGUAUCCAUUGGCUAUACAAACAAAUAUCUAAAACAUAUGACUAUCAGCAGCGGUGGCGGUAGUGUCGGUGCCGGUGGUAACCCACAAAAUCGGACGCCAACCACCGCACCACCGAUGAUAAUGGCCAACCAAAAUCAAACCUAUCUAUCGAUAACAACCAUACUGGCCGUCGGCUAUCUAACACUACACAAUAUGUCAUCCAUUUUGAUGCUAUUGUCGUGUCUGGCGGUGUCGUUGGCGUUGAUAUUGCUUCACGCGUCGACCCGAUUGAGAAACUUGAAGAACAAGUUCAACGAAAAGUUGGUCACAAAACUGGUCGACACACCAAUGGGUUUGCUAUUGACGGCCAUUAACAUCAAAUUAGACGACAAACUAUUGAACUAAAACUAAUAAA